UUCAUGUGGACAGGCUAGCAGAAGUGCGGCUCCACCAGUCCCUCCUUGACCCGCCCAUCCACCGCUGCUCUCUUAGCUUGGUCAGGUGUUCGUUGUUCUCACACAUAAACUUUGCCUUUAGAUAAUCGAUCAGAUUCUUAGUCAAGACAAACGCUGUCGCGGCGAUGUUGAAACGGAUAUUUCAAAUGACUCCCGGGAAGGGAGGCUCCCAGAAUGCGGAGUCGGAGCAGCCCAGCACAGACCUCAACCACGACCAGACCUCUGAGGGCUUCAUUUGUCCCCAGUGCAUGAAGUCUCACAACUCUGCCGAGGAGCUGUUCAAGCACUACGAGCUGUUCCACGACACGGGAGACCUCCCCGCCCACGUGGCCCCCACUCGCGAAGACCUCACGAUGCUUCGGCAGGAGGUUCAGGACCUGCACGCGUCUCUCAAGGAGGAAAGGUGGUUUUCUGGGGAGCUGAAGAAGGAAUUAGACAAAGUCCAAGGGCAUCUGAAGCAAAAUGAUGAGCAGACGAGCUCAGAGGGUUCAGUCCUUGAAAGGAAGCUGAAUGAAGCAGAGACGGAGAAGUUCAACAUUAAACAGAUGAAAGACCUGUUUGAGCAGAAGGCUGCGCAGCUGGCAACCGAGAUAGUAGACUUGAAGUCUCGCUACGACGAGGAGAAAAGCCUGAGAGAGGCUGCCGAUCAGAGGGUCUCCAGUCUGAGCGAGCAGCUGCAGAACGAGAAGCAGGAGAAGGAGAGGCUCCACACGGAGCUGCUGCAGCGGCCGGGAGUGGAGGAUGUGGAGGUCCUGCAGAAAGAGCUGGUGCAGGUGCAGACCCUGAUGGACCGCAUGACCCGCGAGAGGGAGGAGGAGUCCGAACGCCUCAAAAACCAUUACGAGGAGCUGCAGGCCAAUUACACUACCUCAGAGGUGACCAUAUCGCAACUCAAAGCGGAGCUGGCGAAGGGGCCGCAGGAGGCCGCCGUCUACACGCAGCAGAUCCACCAGCUGCAGGGCAGCCUCAACAGCCUGCAGCAGCAGUGCCAGAACUUAUCUGAAAAACUGGUGCGUAAGGAAAAGGAGCACCAAGAACUGGAAGAGCAUCUGGGAGCCGAAAAAGCUGCCAAGCAGGGAGUCCAGGACAGCCUGAGGGAGAGGGCUUUAGAGGUGCAGGAGCUCCAGGCUCGGGCCGCGGGGGCUGAAGCCUCGCUGCAGAAGGCCCAGAUGCAGCUGACGGAGAAGGCCGAGGAGGUCACGAAGCUGAAGAACGAGAUCACCGAGCUGGAGCUGAAGCACACCGAGCUGAAGGUGGAAAGAAAGCAGCUGGAGCAGCAGAGGGAAGAAAAAGAGAGCCAAGGGGCUCAGCAGCAAACGGAGAUCAGCCAGCUGCACACCAAACUGCUGGAGGCAGAAAGGCAGCUGGGCGAGGUGCAGGGACGGCUGAAGGAGCAGAGGCAGCUUUCCGGGGAGAAACUGAAAGAUCGAGAGCAACAAGCGGCCGACCUGCAGCUCAAGCUCUCUCGUGCGGAAGAGCAGCUGAAGGAGAGCACCAGUAAGAGCACUGACUUGCAGCACCAGCUGGAUAAAGCCAAGCAGCAGCACCAGGAGCUGCAGGCUCUGCAGCAGAACACCAACGGCAAGCUCCGUGAGGCCCAGAACGACCUGGAGCAGGUUCUGCGUCAGAUUGGGGAUAAAGACCAGAAGAUCCAGAACCUGGAAGCUCUGCUUCAGAAGAGCAAAGACAUCGUGAGCCAACUGGAAGCUGAGAGAGAGGACUUGUGCGCCAAGAUCCAGGCUGGGGAGGGGGAGACGGCGGUCCUUAAUCAGCUGAAAGAGAAAAACCAUGCACUGCAAGAGCAGGUGACACAGCUGACUGACAAGCUGAAGAACCAAUCAGAGAGCAACAAGCAAGCCCAGGACAACCUACACAAGCAGGUCCAGGAGCAGAAGACGCUGCUGCGCUCAGCUCAGGACCGAGCUCUCACCCUGGAGACGUCGGUCACUGAACUCACCGCCCAGCUCGCAGACAGCAAGGAGAGGGCAUCCCAACUGGAUGCUCAGCUGAAGGCAAAAACAGAGUUGUUGCUGUCUGCGGAAGCAGCCAAGGCUGCACAGAAGGCCAACCUAGAGAACACCCUGGAGACGGCGCAACAUGCUCUGCAGGACAAGCAGCAGGAGCUCAACAAAGUUCAGAAGAAGGUGGAGGAGAAGGCCCAAAGGCUCAAAGAAAGACAGGAGCAGUGUGCACAGCUGGAAAGCAGUCUGAAGGAAUGUAAAGACAAACUACUGGCCUCGGAGCAGCGUGUUGAGCAGCUUGAGGGGCUCAUCAAGAAACUGGAGUCGCAGGUGGCGGAGGCGCAGACCAUGUGCCACCAGGGGCAGCAGGAGCAGCAGAAGCUGCAGAAGGAGAACUCGGAGAUGAAAAAGAAAGCCAAGGAGCUGCAGCGCUCCCUGGAGACUGAGAAGGAAGGAACUAAAACUCUACAAGAGGAAUUAAAGAAGAAAGCUGCGGCUUUGAGUGACGCUCAGCAGCAGCUGGCGCGCUGUGAACAGGAGGUGACCGCUCUGAAGGGGAAUCUGGACAAGGUGGUGCAGGAGGGAAAGACUCAGCAAGCAGAGCUGGACAAGAAAGCUCAGAGUCUGGCAACAGACCUGCAAAAGGUCCAACAGGACAAAGAGGCACAGAGGAAGGAGCUUGCCACUACUCAGGAGAGCUUAGCAAAGGCUAAUAAGGCACUAAAAGAGAGUCUGAGUCAACUGGACACGGAGAGGAAAAAACAUAAAACAGCCAUGGAGGAAAAGGAAAAGUCCAAUGUAAAGUCAAGACAGGAGCUCCUGAAAGCUAAUGAAGCUAUCGCUAAGACAGCAAAGGAAUCGAAAGAGCAGCUUGAGCUGAUGAAAGAGGCAGAGAAACAGCUGAAAGUGCAGCUGACCUCAUUAGAGCAGCAGCACUCCAAGACUCAGGGGACAGUAAAGGAAAAGGAGACUGAGCUGGACAAACUGCGGGAGCAAAUCAAGACGAUUCAGGGUUCAUUAGGGGCGGAGGUUAAGAAACUAAAAGGCCAAGUGAAGGAGCUCCAAGAAGCCAGUGUCAAGAAGGUGGAGGAGGAGAACAAGCUGAGGGCUCAAGUGUCUGGGCUGGACCAGGAGCUGGUCUCUGAGAAGAGCCGGACGGCAGAGCUGCAGAAAGCUUUGGAGCAAAGCCAGGAGAGCCUCAAGAAGCUUCAGUCUGACCUGUAUGGCAAAGAGUCUGAAGUUUCUGCCCUACGUCAAGACCUAAAGGCAACAGAAGAGAAACUGAGCGUGGCUCAGGAGGAGAUGGCCGCUAACCGAACCCAUCAGACCGGUUUGGAGGCUCAGAUCCAGGAACUGAAAGCGGAUCGGGGCUCGCUGGAGCAGGAGCUGGCCAAACGAGACCAGAACCUCCAAAAGCAGGAGCAGACCCUGAAAGAGCUGCAGGAGAGGGAGGGUCGAGGUAAAGAGGAGCUGCAGAAGGAGAAGAGCAAGGUGGAGGAGCUGGACAAAGCCAGGAGUGCUUUGGAAACGAGUAACGCUAUGCUAGCAGCUGAGUUAAGAGCACUGGCAGUGAAGGGCGAGAAGGAACUGGGUGAGUUGCAAGAAGCCAAACAGCUGCUGAUCCAGCAGAAGCUGGAGCUGCAGGGUCAGGUGGAGGAGGCGCGGGGCGCCCUCAAGCAGGAGCAGACGGAGCACCAGGCCACCAGGGACAGCAGGAGGAAGAGGGAGGAGCAGCUGCUGGCCCAAACGAAGGACGUCCAGGACCAGCUGGCAGCAGAGAGGCGAGCCGGAGAGGAGCAGGUGAAGCGCGGGGAGGAGGCCGAGGCCAAGCUGAGCGUGCAGGUGACGGCUCUGAACGAGAACGUGGCCACGCUGAAGAGGGAGUGGCAGGGCAGCCAGCGCCGAGUAAGCGAACUGGAGAAGCAGACUGACGAGCUGAGGGGGGAGAUCGCUGUGCUGGAGGCCACCGUCCAGAACAACCAGGAUGAGCGGCGGGCUCUUUUGGAAAGGUGCGUGAAGGGCGAGGGCGAGAUAGAAAAGCUGCAGGCCAAGCUGAUGGAGCUCAGGCGGAAGCUGGACGAUACGACGGCGGCCAUGCAGGAGCUGGGCCGGGAGAACCAGUCGCUCCAGAUCAAGCAGUCCCAAAGUCUGACCAGGAAGUGGGCAGAGGAUCACGAAGUCCAGAACUGCAUGGCCUGCGGGAAAGGCUUCACAGUCACUGUCAGGAAGCACCACUGCCGACACUGCGGGAACAUCUUCUGUGCCGAGUGUUCAUCCAGAAACGCCCUCACGCCGUCCUCUAAGAAGCCAGUACGAGUGUGUGAGACGUGCUUCGAGGAGCUCCAAGGCUGAUCCGUCCAUUUCUUUACCCCUCCCCUGUCCCAGUCGUCCCUUUUACCACCCCUCACCUCUUCCCCCUCUCCCCCACCCUCUCUACCCCUGUGGGCAGAAGACCACAAGUCGUGUCAUUUUUAUUGUGCACUAUGAGGGACCGACCCCGUUCAGACCCCCGCCUGCAUGGGCUUUCGGCCCCCAGGGUAGAAGGUAAAUAUUAAAGGGAUCUGCCGAGGAGACGCCAGAGUCAGGUGAUGGGGUUGGAUCGAU
Messenger RNA from Menidia menidia (Atlantic silverside), 4604 nucleotides. The record is from the annotation of a GenBank genome assembly. Lineage: Eukaryota; Metazoa; Chordata; Actinopteri; Atheriniformes; Atherinopsidae.